CAAAGCACUCAUGCCAUUUUCUUACACGCAACAAUUGCACGCUUGGCGCUUCUUCUCCUGCGUCUCAUGUUCACAAACAUGUCUAUAUACAUAGUCGUCUUCUCUGCCUCUCAUUUUCAAAUUGAGCAUUUCAAACCCACCAAUCUCUGAAGUGUUAAUUUGCCGGAAAGUUCGCCGGAAGGGAAAACCCAGGUGGUGUUUAGGCUUUUUACUGUUUUAGAGUUUGGAGCAGCUAUCAAUGGCACUAUGUGGGAUUGGUUUGAGUCCGGGUUUUGAGAGUUUUGAAGCUGUUUGUGCUGGGGGGAGUUUGUCGACAAGGCUGAUCAGACCGAGUUUGAUGCGUGCGGUUGGGAAGACAGCUGAAUGGAAGAGGAGGCCAGGUUUGGGAGUACUGCGGUGUUCAUCGUCGUCACUGAAGUUUGAGGAAAAUGUUGGGAGGGACUCAGCAGUGCCUUUGGAGGAAGAAUCAGGUCAUGUCAUAAAGUUUAAGAUGUCUGAUUUCAAGGUUCUCGACCGUGUUAGUGUUGGCCUUGGUGGAAAGGCAGGUGAAGUAGUUUACGAAGCUAUAGUGAGUGAUACAAUUAGUCCUUUGUAUAGCACACAAGUUGUUCUUCGACGUCUUACUAGUGUCCGAGCUCAGCGUAGGGGUAGACGUGCAAUAGAGGUAUUAAAGAAGUUAGUUCGCCGUAGGCUUUUGUACCAUUCUUACUCGAUGCAAGUUCAUGGUUAUAUUUCUUCAGCUACAAGUAGUGGUCGCGGCUCAUUCACUUUGGUCCACGGGUAUCAUGGUAGUUUUUCUUUAAGACAUUGGCUUCAACAAUCAGAUUGGCUUCCAACCUUGGAGGCUACUCUUGCAUUGGACAAGGAAUCUGUUAGAAAGGUGGGAGACGACACAGUUGGGGGACCUGCAGUUUCUCGGCAACUGCGGAUGAUUAGAUUAUUAAUGAGAGAUCUCUUGAUUGGAGUUAAUUACUUACACAGCCAUGGACUUGCCCAUACAGAGUUGAGGCUGGAAAAUGUGCACAUAAGCCCAGUGGAUAGACACAUUAAAGUAGGAAUAUUAGGAAAUACUGCAGACUUUUAUGAGGAUAGUCCAAAUGGUGGCACAAUGGAUGCUAACAUGGACAGGCGACAAAUGAUGAUUGCAUUUGAUAUGAGAUGUCUUGGAUUCAUGAUGGCAAAAAUGGUGUUGCAGGAACUCAUGGACCCCUCAAUAUUCUCAAAAUUCAAGUCAUUUCUCACAAAGGGAAAUGAUCCUUCAUGUUUGCGUGAAUUUUUAUUGCAAAUCCUCCAUAGGAAUUCCUCAUCUGGCAAUGCUGGACUUCAAAUACUUGAUAGGAACUGGGGUGCAGGGUGGCACCUUUUAUCGUUGUUGUUAGCAACAAAACCUUCCAAAAGAAUAAGUUGCUUAGAUGCCCUUACACAUCCAUUUCUAUGUGGACCUCGAUGGCGGGUAGUCCCAUCCAUAGAUAUCAUCAGAUGGGGUCUUGGUUCAACUGCAUUGCGAAUCUCAGAAGAGUACAUCUAUGGCCAGCCUCAGCGUAACAGACUUUCCCACUUCAUUGAGCUGAUGGAGAUGCUGAAUCCUCAUUCAAGGCCAAAGAACUGGCUGGAGUUACUGCCAGGAAAGUGGCGCAUAUUGUACUCUACUGGGAGACACAUUGGCUUGACCUUUAGGCAACCUCUUGAACGAGUCCUUAUUGGUAAUGUGCACCUAACAGUUUCAAGAGUAUCGAAGUUGAACACUAGCCUGUCAUUUACCUCCGACAUUGGAUUUAGAGUCAUGGUAGGUCAGAAUUGGCCCCAUGACAAGACUGGUGUAGAUGGCAAGCUUCAAGUGAACUCUAUAUUCAAAUUAAAGGCUGGGAGGCGGUUAUAUCUGAAGGAAGAAGAAAACACCACAGGAACAUUAUCCUUUGGUCCAUCAAAAAAUCACAAUGCUUUUCCUCAGAAAUUAACAGGUAGAAAAUGGAGGAAAGCACCAUUCAAGGAGUUUCCGUCAAGCCUUCCAGUGGCCAAGCUCAUUUCAAGCGAGAUUGAUAAUGUAACAAUGAGCCUUGGUCAUCCGUUGAGCACAAAUGUUGAUAGUGCAAGAAAUGUACUUCAAGAGGUUCGGACACAAGUCCCAACUGAGAUGUUCGAUUUGUCAAAGCUUGUGUGUGGAACAUAUGUGGACUCGAGGCUGUUAGUCAUUCGCGGGGUAAAUGGUUCUGCCCUCUUAUUUACAAGAUCUUGUUUUGAUGAAAAAUGUAAAUAACAAUUGUUCCAGAUGUUGCCUCACUGCAUGGUCUUGUUUCAGUGAAAUCUUUAGAUAGCAUUUGUUCAUAAUAUUAGUUCUCUCCUUUGUAUGUGUAGUGAUCAGUAUUGAGAAGCCACUUUUUAACACCCGACUUCUCCAUUCUUGUACCAACAUAUACACAUUUUCAUAUUACAACAAAUAGACAGAUAGUCAUCU
Fragaria vesca subsp. vesca is the source of this 2455-nucleotide messenger RNA. RefSeq lists its product as uncharacterized. Lineage: Eukaryota; Viridiplantae; Streptophyta; Magnoliopsida; Rosales; Rosaceae. Gene Ontology annotation, molecular function: ATP binding; protein kinase activity. The transcript has 14 exons. Gene Ontology annotation, biological process: protein phosphorylation. The record is from RefSeq and is a predicted model, not a curated record. Bases 239 to 2257 code for a protein of 672 amino acids.